UGUGUGUGUGUGUAAGGGGCGGGGACUGUUUACACAUUUCAUAAAUGCCAUUUAUAAGGAACCAAACGUUUGGUGUGUGCAGAUAGGUUUAGCAGACCUUUCAUUCAUAACAAAUCAACCGAACUAACCUGGGCCUAUGUGGGUUUGUCUUAUUUUGAUGGUAGAUUUAGGCUUUAUUUUUUUUAAAUGAAAUGUUAUCGAUAAUUUAUAUUGCGUGAACUUAGAUCUUGAAGUCGAUAUGAUCUAUGGAGCUAUAGGACAUUGAAGAAAAGACUUAGGUUUAGUUUUUUGCUAUGAAACAGUUUCACCCUAAUGAUGGUUUAAUUCAAUGAAAUGUCACGUGACCGACGAAUGCCAGAACGAGGCCUGUGGAGGCUGGACAAGCUCUUUGUUUCUGUGGUACUGGUGAACAUACUUCUACUCUCUUGUUACCACAUCUGGCUAAGAACCUCCUCAACCGUCAUUAGUUCAGACCAAAUCGACUGUCCUUCCCUUCGGUUCAGCUACUCCAAAGUUGACGGGCAGACGUCACUGGAUGACCUUGACGACAUCCAGCAGCUCAUACGUAACUGGGACGAGAUGAAAGUUAAACUUCUGCAGAAAGAGAGUGCGGUCGGCAACUUUGACUUCAACGAUGACGCCGAGCCGAAAAAUGACGUCAGGAACAGAGAAGACGAGUCGUACGACGAUAAAGAAAAUGUAAUCCUACAGAAAGCUCAUAAAGUUGACGACCAGCUCAAAGUCUGUCCAGAGAAGCCCGAUGGAUUAGAAGGCAACAGAACGUGUGACUGUGAGGAUGUGUCCAAAGAAACUCUUCAAAACAUGUACCCGGAACUCAAAGAUGGGCGACUUCAACCAGCUGACUGUAAAUCAAGAGAACGAUUGGCCAUCGUAAUACCGUUCAGAGAUCGAUACCAUCACCUGCAUGUACUCAUCAAUAUGCUCAUUCCUUUACUGAAGAAACAAAAAGCCGAUGUAACUUUCUUUGUCAUUGAACAGGAUGAUGAUGUUCCAUUUAACAGAGCACUUUUACAAAAUGUUGGAUUCUUAGAAUCUCAGAAAGUUGGUGCCUUUAAUUGCUACAUCUUCCACGAUACGGAUCUGGUCCCUAUGAAUUAUCGGAUCAUGUAUCGCUGUGCUGACAACCCGCGACACUUUCCUGUGGCCUUAAAGAAAUAUGGAAGACGGACGCCUAAGGUCAUGUAUAAAAACUCAUUCGGGGGGAUCGUAGCUCUGACUAAAGCACAGUUCCUGGACGUCAACGGGAACUCCAACCUCUACUUUGGCUGGGGUGGGGAGGAUGAUGAUCUACUCAUAAGGGUUGAGACCAAAGCUUACAAAGUAAAAAGAGAGAACUCCAGUGUCUAUCAUUACCAAAUGUUGAAACAUGACAGGAACGACAAGAAGCAAGGAAAUGUAGACAGAAAGCUUUUACUGGUGACUGCCGAGGAUAGGAUGGACAUGGAAGGGUUGAGUACAACUAAAUACAAAGUGAAACAAAUACUUCACCAGCCUCUGUACAUCUGGAUUAGUGUGGAAGUGAACGUGACAGAAGUGAUGCGGACAGCCCCAGACUUCACAUUGGCCGUACUACAACCCAGAUCUAUAAAUAGAACAGCAGUGUGAGAAAGGCAUACAGAAUACUUUAGUUCUUAAACCACAGAAAUAUUCUCGUAAACUUUCUUUGGUCAACAAAAAAAAAAAAAAGAAAGUUUAGUAAAAAGCAUUCACGUCGUGAAGUUUGGUUUGGAAAAAAACAACAACAAAUGAAUGAAAGUUUAGUACAAACAUUCACGUUGGGAAGUUUCCUUGUAAACAAAGAAAGGAAAAUUUAGUACUAGCCUUCAUGUCGUAAAGUUUGCAAUGAAAAGGAGAACCAAGUCUUUAGUCUUUGCAGAUUCACCUUAACGAUUCUUUAAGACAGGACGAAACGGUGUUUGAUCUCAAGCAUUACUUCCGGUAAAGUUUCCUUUGGGAAAAAGCAACAAAAAGAAAGUAUUUAGUUGAGUGGACAUUUAACCAAACAACACCAUAGAGUUAUGUAGUCUACCUCAUGUUUUGAUCCUUUUACAAUGCAUGAUAACAAUUAAGGAAAGAUAUGUCAGCCUCCCUUUUUUUUUAUCACGAAACUUUCACAAGACUUAUCUAAUAGUGUCCAAACAUUUCUGUCUGGUACUAUACAAGCAAAAAGAUAUUAAAGGAAAGAUAUUGAAAUGAUCACAAAUUGUUAUGGAAUGGAUGGACUUCAUAUUGAUAAAGUCCUUCUUCUCUAGUGCUAUUAGAGCAUGGAAUGUAUAGCCUGGGCCAGCCCUGAAAACCAAUGACUUGGCAGAAUUUAAGUCAUUGGUCAACAUGCAUGACUAGAUGCAUGAAGCGUAGGACAUAAUCAUCUUCUUUUUGAACUAACGUCUUUACUAUAUAAGAUAAGAUACAAUGGGCGUAGCUAGGAAUUUUCCAUCAUUUCAUCCUGCAUUUUGCUUAAUUUUAAAUUUUUAAUGUAAAAAACACGCAUUUGGCUGACUGCAACUGACUAGCAAAAGUCCAACAACUUUCCUUUUAAUCUCGUUCCCAAAACUCUAAAACCUUUCUCCCACGUUCUCUCUAUCUUCAGCCUUCACCUUUCGUUUUCCCGCCUUUUUGUCACCUAAAACUAACUCAUGCAUAUAGAUCUGCACUCAUGGUCUGAUCGGCGCCUUCGACAUAGAGGUCACGGUCUGAUCAUGUGACGUCCAAUUCGUGUGGCUAGUUUUGCCCUACAAGCUUAACAAUAAAAAUAUGUAAACUAAUUUACAUUAUGGACAAUGUCACGCUGUUGUGUUAAUCAACUAGGGAGCACGUUUUAUCCAAUUUUAAGGAUUAUACUCUCGUUGUUUUGCUUCACAUAAUUCGAUUGUUCCUUCGGAACAAACCUAGCACAAAGCUCUCGCACGACGGUUCGAACCAGAGACUCAUCGGGACUACAGUCCAGGGCCAUUGCAUCUGGUUCAAUAAAAAGUGACUAUUUCUAUUUACUUAAUAAUUAGAAGAGAAUUAGAAGAAUUACAGUAAGACGUUAAUAAAAUUGAAACCGAAUUAAGCAACAAGUCUUUCAAAACUGUUUUUCAAAUGUAUUGAUUAAUGUGUUUUGUUUUAUUCUCGCAUUUGUUUUUGUGACUGUAUAUAUCUAACAGAAAUAAAUGCAUUUUUGUAAAUAAAUAUUGUUGCAUUGAUAUGUUACUUACGAGCUUUCAAUGAGAAGCAUUGAUUAGAUAGAUACACACUGACAAUAUAGAAUAGGCUUUUACUAUUAUAAUUUAAUCAUGAAAUAUGUGAUCAACGUGUAAGAUACGUAGAAUCUACAUUGAAAGUUUGUUGAUUUUUAAUUUUUUUUUUAAAUACUACUCU
This is a messenger RNA of Biomphalaria glabrata, 3384 nucleotides long. RefSeq names its product beta-1,4-galactosyltransferase 4-like. Lineage: Eukaryota; Metazoa; Mollusca; Gastropoda; Planorbidae. The record is from RefSeq and is a predicted model, not a curated record. The transcript is spliced from 10 exons. The coding region runs from base 334 to 1626 and encodes 430 amino acids. Gene Ontology annotation, molecular function: glycosyltransferase activity. Gene Ontology annotation, biological process: carbohydrate metabolic process.